Molecule: messenger RNA, 762 nt
Organism: Poecile atricapillus (Black-capped chickadee)
Lineage: Eukaryota; Metazoa; Chordata; Aves; Passeriformes; Paridae
Gene: AQP8
Product: aquaporin 8
Exons: 5
Coding region: 1-762 (253 amino acids)
Biological process (GO): transmembrane transport; water transport
Cellular component (GO): plasma membrane
Molecular function (GO): water channel activity
Source: RefSeq, a predicted model, not a curated record
AUGGCCGGGCCCCAGCGGCUGCAGGACGUGAUGGACAUCGAGCUCAAGCCCAAACCCUCGCGGCCGCACUGGUACGAGCGCCACGUCCAGCCCUGCGUGGCCGAGCUGCUGGGCAGUGCCCUCUUCAUCUUCAUCGGCUGCCUGUCGGUGGUGGAGGACUCGGGGGGCACGGGGAGGCUGCAGCCCGCCCUGGCACACGGGCUGGCCCUGGCGGUCACUGUCGCCGUCCUGGGGGACAUCAGCGGAGGCCACUUCAACCCCGCGGUGUCGCUGGGCGUGUGGCUGCUCGGGGGGCUCCACAUCACCAUGCUCAUCCCCUACUGGCUGUCCCAGCUCUGCGGAGGGAUGAUCGGAGCCGGCCUGGCAAAGGCCGUGGCACCGAGCGAGCGCUUCGGCAACGCCAGCGGAGGAGCCUUCGGCGGCAUCACGGCUGAGGAGCAGGUCCCCGCUGUCCUGCUCGGGGAGAUUGUGCUCAGCUCCUUCCUGCUCCUCGUGGUCUGCAUGGGAGCCAUCAACGGCAGGAGCAGGACCCCGCUGGCCCCGCUCUGCACCGGCCUCACGGUCACCGCCGACAUCCUGGCGGGGGGCGGCGUGUCCGGAGCCUGCAUGAACCCAGCCCGAGCCUUCGGGCCAGCUCUGGUGGCAAACUACUGGGACUACCACUGGGUGUACUGGGUGGGGCCCAUGGUGGCUGCCCUGCUCGUCGGGGUGCUGCUGAGGUUCCUGCUGGGUGACCAGGCCACGCGUCUGCUCCUGAAGUGA